CCCGUACCAAACGUGCCAGAAAAGUCUUUCCAAUUCACUUUGGUCUAACACCUGACCGUCUUUGGCUUCUUCUCGUCUAUUCUUUUUUUCUCUGUUCUCAGUUCCAUUUCCCUUGGUUUUCUCUCGCUUUCUUUUCAACCUAGCGAAGCUCAGAGGGCAAGAGAACCUGCGGCGUAGCUUUAAUUCAAUCGAGGGAUUUGGAAUUUGAAAAAAUAUUUGACGAAUUUUCGAAGCGGAUCUCUCUUUUGGAAUUGGGAGCUCUUCGUUGAGGAAUUGAUGGAUAACAGUAACUGGAGGCCUACUCCUCCCAGUGGAGAGCCCACAAUGGACACAGGUGAUUGGAGAACCCAGUUGCAGGCUGAUUCACGACAAAGGAUUGUCAACAAGAUAACGGAUACAAUGAAGAGGCACCUUCCAUUUUCUGGCCAAGAAGGUUUAAAUGAACUCAGGAAAAUUGCUGUAAGGUUUGAGGAAAAGAUUUUUACGGCUGCAAGCAGCCAGUCUGAUUAUCUAAGGAGAAUAUCCUUGAAGAUGCUUACAAUGGAGACCAAGUGUCAGAAUACUAUACCAAACACUGGGACUAACAGCAAACCUCCUGAUCCAGGUUCUCAGGCCAUGCAGAACCAAGUUCACAGUCAAGGGCAAUCAAUUCCUAUCCCACUACAAAGUAAUCAGUCACAAACACGUCAACAACUGUUGCCCCAGAAUGUUCCAAAUAACAUGACAUCUGCUGGAGUUCAAAGUUCUGCUGGUUUACAAUAUGGAAUGCCUCCUGUCUCUGGUCUAACCCAGAAUCCUAUACCUAAUGUUGUUGGCCAGAAUUCCAACAUGCAGAACAUGUCUGGAACUAUGCAGAACUCACUGGGGCAAGGGAUGCCUUCCAAUAUUUUUGCCAAUCAGCAGAGGCAAAUGCAAGGAAGGCAACAGGUGCAUCCGCAACAGCAACAGCAGCAGCAGCAGCAGCUAUACCAUCAGCAGCUACAACAUCAACUUAUGACGCAACAGGGAAAUCUCCAACUGUCACUUAUGCAGUCUCACAUGCAGCAACAGCAGCAGCAAAACCUGUUACCGCCUACUCAGUUGCAAUCUGGUAUGCAAACAUCAUCCACCAUGCAGCCAUCUGCAAUGCAAUCAACUCCUCUUCCUGGUCUUCAACAGAAUCAGCAAUCUUCUCUACAACAGUCAACCCAGUCCAUGCUUCAGCAGCAUCAACAGUCAGUCCUUAGACAGCAGCAACAGCCACAACAGGCAGCCAGUGCUGGUAUUCAUCAACAACAAACACCAAUGACACAGCAGUCAAUGAUGCCUCAGCAGCACCAGCAGCCUCCACAGCCACAGCCCCAGCAGCCACACGUAAUGGGACAACAGACAAAUGAUGCAAAUAUACAGCAGACUCAGUUAAUUGGUCAACAAAACAGCAUUGGGGACAUGCAGCAGCAGAGAUUGCUUGGCCACCCUAAUAAUCUUUCAAACCUGCAGCAACAGCAACAGCAGCAGCAGUUAAUGGCUCAACAAAACAAUCUCUCGAAUAUACAUCAGCAGCAGUUGAUUGGAACCAAGUCGGGCAACUCAAGCAUGCAAACUAAUCAGCAAUCUUUACACAUGCUAUCCCAGGCUAAGGUUCCACUCCAACAAACGCAGCAGAGUGCACCUAGUUUGUUACCAACUCAAGGACAGACAUCCCAGCAGCCGCCACUGCAGCAGCACCGGCAAUUGAUGUUGCAAAUGCAAUCUCAGUCUACUCAGUUGCAGCAACAAUUGGGUUUGCAACAGCAGCCCAAUCAAUUCCAAAGAGAUAUGCAGCAGAGGCUUCAAGCAUCAAGUCCCUUGCUUCAAUCGCAAAAUCUGAUAGAUCAGCAAAAGCAGUUGUAUCAAUUACAAAGAGCUGUUCCAGAGACAUCAUCAACAUCUUUAGAUUUCACUGCUCAAACAGGACAUGCAAAUGGUGGUGAUUGGCAAGAAGAGGUCUAUCAGAAGAUCAAAACCAUGAAAGAGACAUACUUGCCUGAAUUAAAUGAGAUGUACCAGAAAAUCGCUGCCAAAUUGCAGCAGCAUGAUUCUCUUCCACAGCAGCCUAAGUCAGACCAGCUUGAGCAGUUGAAAUUAUUCAAGACCAUGUUGGAGCGCAUUAUAACUUUCUUAACUGUUUCCAAAGCAAAUAUCUUACCCACUUUCAAGGAUAAGCUGACUUCGUAUGAGAAGCAGAUAAUAAAUUUUAUAAAUACCAAUAGGCCAAGGAAGCCUGCCUCAACGCUGCAGCAAGGACAGCUUCCUCCACCUCAUAUGCAUUCCAUGCAGCAGCCACAACCUCAAAUUAAUCAGACACAGUCUCAUGAUAAUCAAAUGAACCCUCAGUUGGAGUCAAUAAAUAUACAAGGUUCUGUGCCAACAAUGCAGACGAACAAUACGACAAGUUUGCAGCACAAUUCUUUGUCUUCUUUACCUGGGGUUUCAACAGCACAGCAGACUAUGUUAAAUUCGCUGCAGCCAGGUUCCAAUUUGGAUUCAGGACAAGGAAAUGCCUUAGGCUCAAUGCAGCAGGUUGCUCCAGGACCUUUACAACAAAAUCCUGUGAGUACCUACCAACAAGCAAAUAUCAGCAGUUUGUCAUCACAAAGUGGUAUAAGUGUUCUGCAGCAAAACAUGAAUCCUCUUCAGUCAAAUUCCAGCAUGCUUCAGCACCAGCAUCUAAAACAGCAGGAACUACAAAUGCUGCAGUCACAACAGCUCAAACAGCAGUAUCAACAGCGCCAGAUGCAGCAGCAACAGUAUAUCCAGAAGCUGCAGCUACUGCAACAACAGCAAGCAAAGCAACAGCUGCCCACACAGUUGCAGACACACCAGAUGCCACAGCUGCAUCAGAUGAAUGAUGUAAAUGAUAUGAAAAUGAGAAAGGGGAUGGGUUUUAAGCCGGGGGUCUUUCAACAACAUCUCCCAGCAGGCCAGCGCCUAUCUUAUACCCAUCAACAGUUGAAACCAGGUUCUCAAUUUCCUUUUUCUUCACCUCAUCUCCUUCAGGCUGCAUCUCCCCAGAUGCCUCAGCAUUCUUCCCCACAGGUUGAUCAGCAAAGCCUGCUAACAUCCAUCUCAAAAACUGGAACCCCUUUGCAAUCUGCAAACUCACCUUUUGUUGUUCCUUCACCAUCAACUCCGUUGGCCCCAUCCCCUAUGCUUGGGGAAUCUGAGAAAGCUGUUCCAGCCACUUCCUCUCUCUCAAAUGCUGCAAAUGUUGGACAUCAGCAAGAAACUGGUGUUCAACCGGGCUCCCAAGCCCUCGUGUUAAAGUUAAAGCAUGCAUUGACUUUAACAUUUUGUUUUACUAUGUAUUUUGCUUUAUUGUACUGGUUAUUAAGAGUGUUGUACCAGUGUUUAUGAGGUGUCUUUAUGCAUGUUUCAGUUAAAAACACUUGUCCAUCAUGUUAACAGGCGUUAUCCUUGUAUAACUUCUAUAAAUGCUUUUGGUUUAUAAUGAAUAACUCCAUCUUUCACAUAAA
This is a messenger RNA of Theobroma cacao (cacao), 3494 nucleotides long. Its product is annotated as mediator of RNA polymerase II transcription subunit 15a-like. Lineage: Eukaryota; Viridiplantae; Streptophyta; Magnoliopsida; Malvales; Malvaceae. Gene Ontology annotation, molecular function: transcription coactivator activity; chromatin DNA binding. Gene Ontology annotation, biological process: regulation of DNA-templated transcription. The record is from RefSeq and is a predicted model, not a curated record.